CUUCUGCACCUGUGCACCGAGAGGGAUGGAUAGUAACAUCCACCUGAGUAGUUUGAUAAGCCGCCAUGAUGAUGAAGCCACACGAACAUCUACCUCAGAAGGACUGGAGGAAGGUGAAGUGGAAGGGGAGACUCUCCUGAUUGUGGAGUCGGAGGAUCAGGCUUCUGUGGACUUAUCUCAUGAUCAGAGCGGGGAUUCACUCAAUAGUGAUGAAGGUGAUGUGUCCUGGAUGGAGGAACAGCUGUCCUACUUCUGUGACAAGUGCCAAAAAUGGAUACCGGCGAGUCAACUGAGGGAUCAGCUCAGUUACCUUAAGGGUGAUAACUUCUUUAGGUUUACCUGUUCUGAUUGCUCCGAAGAUGGCAAGGAGCAGUAUGAAAGACUGAAGCUGACAUGGCAGCAAGUUGUCAUGUUGGCAAUGUACAAUUUAUCUCUGGAAGGAAGUGGGCGUCAAGGUUAUUUCAGGUGGAAAGAAGAUAUCUGUGCUUUCAUUGAGAAACAUUGGACCUUUUUAUUGGGGAAUAGGAAAAAGACAUCAACCUGGUGGAGCACAGUCGCAGGUUGUCUCAGUGUGGGAAGUCCCAUGUACUUCCGUUCAGGCGCUCAAGAGUUCGGAGAACCGGGAUGGUGGAAACUUGUUCACAAUAGGCCCCCAACAAUGAAACCUGAAGGAGAGAAGUUGUCUGCUUCUACUUUGAAAGUAAAAGCCUCAAAGCCAACUUUGGAUCCCAUCAUUACAGUUGAAGGACUUAGAAAAAGGGCGAGUCGGAAUCCUGUAGAAUCUGCCAUGGAAUUAAAGGAGAAAAGGUCUCGUACUCAAGAAGCCAAAGACAUUAGAAGAGCCCAGAAGGAAGCAGCUGGCUUUCUUGACAGGAGCACUUCUUCUACCCCGGUAAAGUUUAUAAGCCGAGGCCGCAGGGCAGACUCAAUUCUUGAAAAAGGAGAAGUGAUUGACUUUUCAUCCUUGAGCUCUUCUGACCGAACCCCGCUAACAAGCCCAUCUCCUUCUCCAUCUCUGGAUUUCUCUGCCCCAGGGACCCCUGCCUCUCACUCAGCCACGCCUAGCUUGCUUUCUGAAGCAGAUCUGAUUCCAGAUGUGAUGCCACCACAAGCCUUGUUUCAUGAUGACGAUGAGAUAGAAGGUGAUGGAGUCAUAGACCCAGGGAUGGAGUAUGUUCCGCCUCCAGCUGGAUCAGCCACUUCUGGGACAGUGGUUGGAGGAAGAAAGGUCAGAGCACCUGAACAGAUAAAGCAGGAGAUAGAGAGUGAGGAGGAAAAACCUGAUAGGAUGGACAUUGACAGUGAAGACACAGAUUCCAACACAUCCUUGCAAACAAGAGCUCGAGAAAAGAGGAAGCCUCAGUUGGAGAAGGACAGGAAACCUAAAGGGCCCAAGUACACCCCUGUGAGCAUCUAUGAGGAAAAGCUACUCCUAAAGAGGCUGGAAGCCUGUCCCAGUGCUGUUGCCAUGACACCAGAAGCUCGGAGACUAAAGCGUAAAUUGAUAGUCAGACAAGCAAAAAGGGAGAGGGGAUUACCUCUCUUUGACUUGGAUCAAGUUGUUAAUGCUGCUCUUCUGUUAGUUGAUGGUAUUUAUGGAGCCAAAGAAGGAGGAGUUUCCCGGCUUCCAUCUGGACAAGCCACAUACAGAACAACCUGUCAAGACUUCAGAAUCCUUGACCGAUACCAGACUGCCUUGCCAUCCAGGAAAGGAUUUAGGCACCAGACCACUAAGUUUUUGUAUCGUUUGGUGGGAUCUGAAGAUAUGGCUGUGGACCAAAGUAUUGUCAGCCCUUAUACAUCUCGGAUCUUGAAACCUUAUAUCAGGCGUGACUAUGAAACAAAACCACCCAAACUGCAGCUCCUGUCACAGAUUCGUUCCCACCAGCACCGGAGUGACCCUCACUGGACACCAGAGCCUGAUGCACCUCUUGAUUACUGCUACGUUCGGCCAAAUCACAUUCCAACGAUAAACUCUAUGUGUCAGGAGUUUUUCUGGCCUGGCAUUGACCUGUCUGAGUGCUUGCAGUAUCCAGACUUCAGUGUUGUUGUCCUGUAUAAAAAAGUCAUUAUUGCCUUUGGCUUCAUGGUUCCUGAUGUGAAGUACAAUGAAGCUUACAUUUCAUUUCUCUUUGUUCAUCCUGAAUGGAGAAGAGCAGGAAUUGCGACUUUCAUGAUCUAUCAUCUGAUUCAGACCUGCAUGGGCAAGGAUGUGACCCUUCACGUCUCAGCAAGCAAUCCCGCAAUGCUGCUGUACCAGAAGUUUGGAUUCAAGACUGAAGAAUAUGUUUUAGAUUUUUAUGAUAAAUAUUACCCCCUGGAGAGUACAGAGUGUAAACAUGCAUUCUUUCUGAGGCUCCGCCGCUGAGGAGAGUGCAGCUCUUCAUGGAGAAGAGCAUGUGCUCUUAGAGAACAUUCUUCAUAUAGACCAACCUAAAGGCAGUUAUCUGUUUCACGGUGGGUUAGACCAGACAUUCAUUCAGACCUUCAGCUGUGAUGGAAAAGUCAGUGUGCCGUGGAAAGAGUUGUGAGGGGCCCUCUGUCCUUUUUGGAGAGGCUUUUGAUCCCACAUCUUGCGACUCCGCAGAUAACUAAAAGAUGCUCCAGUCCUUCUUCCUCCUGACAGUUUGUAAGAAAAAAUAUCUUAGCUGAUAUUCUUGGUGAGAGAGAAUUCAUCCUUAUUUAAAGGACAGGAAAAUGCUAUACAGAUUCAUGUAGUGCCCAAGAGGCACUGUCCUUCCUGGACAUGAGAGAUUACGAAGUGAUAACAUAACGAAUUGCCAGCCAUUCCCAGCCAUCGCUGUUUUGUUGUUGAGUCUGGGAAGACUGCAGGACACCGAUUCUAAUGUCUUUCUCUGACUUUGGUCACAGUCACAAUAAAUGUUUGUGUCUACAUUAUUGUUUCAUCUGUGUUACUGUUAGCAGCUCCCAACAGGGGUGUUGACCUGAGAGUGGAGGAUCCCAUUCGCCCUGUAUCUGUGAAAUUGGUUUGGGGUCAGUGUGACUAAGCACCCUGCCACUGGAUGAAGGUGUGGGGUGGUGGAAGUAGGACUAGUUGUAGACAGAAGUUGUACUGUCUGCAGCACUUAGUCUGCUCUGUUUGUGGAUGGUGGAGAUGGAGUGUCAAUCAGGUUUUUAGAAUUGAGCAGGACCAUUUCCAAA
Molecule: messenger RNA, 3162 nt
Organism: Condylura cristata (star-nosed mole)
Lineage: Eukaryota; Metazoa; Chordata; Mammalia; Eulipotyphla; Talpidae
Gene: KAT14
Product: CSRP2 binding protein
Exons: 10
Coding region: 26-2368 (780 amino acids)
Molecular function (GO): acyltransferase activity, transferring groups other than amino-acyl groups
Source: RefSeq, a predicted model, not a curated record